GAAGAAUUUACACCGGAAAGUAGCGAAGCGGGAGAUUAGAAAACCUAAACAAACUUUUUUGGAGGUCGACUUCUGAGUUAUUGUUAUUUUUUGUUUGUUUCAUAUAGAAUAUCUAUCGAAAUGUUGAAGAAGGCGCCCAAGCUGAAAAGUGUAAUUAAAACGAGGGCGAAGGGCAACAUAAAAGUGAGGCCGGCGUCAGAGGCGAUGAUUGAACUGAUGACUCUGCUGUUCCUGAACAGCCUGGCUGAAGAGGCGAAGACCAAAGCGUUUGAAGAGAAAGCUGUGACGAUCAGAGCUCAACAUGUUAGAGCAGUCUCCAAGAAAGUGCUGAAGAAGGCAAGAGGAUGAAGAGAGUGAAGAGCAUCAUUUUAUUUUCAUAAUCAUUAUUUUGGAAAGCAGUAGCAAUAAUAUUUUUUGGAAUAUGACAUCACAUUUUGGUAUUUUUAUUGUAUUUUUGUGCAAUUUCUUUUUUGUUCUA
Molecule: messenger RNA, 478 nt
Organism: Archocentrus centrarchus (flier cichlid)
Lineage: Eukaryota; Metazoa; Chordata; Actinopteri; Cichliformes; Cichlidae
Gene: cenpw
Product: centromere protein W
Exons: 3
Coding region: 121-348 (75 amino acids)
Biological process (GO): kinetochore assembly; chromosome segregation; mitotic cell cycle
Cellular component (GO): kinetochore; nucleoplasm
Molecular function (GO): protein heterodimerization activity; DNA binding
Source: RefSeq, a predicted model, not a curated record